AUGAACCAUACCAAGUCGACGUUUCGUGGCCUCUCGGAUGGUCUGCGCAGGAAAGUUCCGUCGCAAAUGCUCUACGGCAAUGCGCUAUUCCUUACAGCAACUGAAGCCCUCCGUCGACGGGAAUCCCACCGUUCCGAACCAAAAGCCAUUGUCGUCGCUAUAGGGUACCCCCUCACAGACUCCCUCUUCAGUCCCCGUAGAAGCACCGACCUUACUCCACCGUGCGACAACUACACGGCCCCCGAGGGACCAGACGGAAAACCAAAGAUCGAAGGACAUGGAGGCGCCGACAAGUUCCUGACAUUCAUCACCGAGGCCGUGCAACCGUUUAUACGUACUGUAUUCCCUAAUAUUUCGUUCCGAAAGACAGCGCUAUUCGGUCACUCCUACGGCGGGCUAUUUGUUCUUCAUUGUCUCUUCACCCGGCCGUCGAGCUUCGAUCUCUAUCUUGCUGCGAGUCCGUCUAUCUGGUGGAAUGAUUGUUUCAUUCUCUCAGAGCUAGCUCGGUUCUGUGACGGCGUUCCUCUAGAACACCCUCCUGUUCUCCGGCUGUCAUUUGGGUCCAGGGAGCAGCUCCCUGUGCGGGAGCCAGGGGAAUCUCUAGAGAAGUUUGAGAGGAGGGAAGUUGCUGCUCGGAGGAGAGGCAUGGAAGAUAAUUGCAGUGAACUGUACGAUCGUCUUUCAAAGGCGGGACUCCUGCGUGGACUUGAAUUGAAGGAGUAUCUUGAUGAGGAUCAUGGGAGUGUCAUCGCGCCCGCUCUCAAUGGGGCCAUUGUAUUCAUGGAGAUGUGA
Messenger RNA from Aspergillus puulaauensis, 792 nucleotides. RefSeq names its product alpha/beta hydrolase. NCBI's taxonomy places the organism in Eukaryota, Fungi, Ascomycota, Eurotiomycetes, Eurotiales, Aspergillaceae. Gene Ontology annotation, molecular function: hydrolase activity, acting on ester bonds. Bases 1 to 792 code for a protein of 263 amino acids. The record is from RefSeq and is a predicted model, not a curated record. The transcript has 2 exons.